Molecule: messenger RNA, 1381 nt
Organism: Propithecus coquereli (Coquerel's sifaka)
Lineage: Eukaryota; Metazoa; Chordata; Mammalia; Primates; Indriidae
Gene: CCDC160
Product: coiled-coil domain containing 160
Exons: 2
Coding region: 326-1381 (351 amino acids)
Source: RefSeq, a predicted model, not a curated record
AAGCUGCCGCGGUACCCACCCCACCGGGCAUGCUCUCACUCCUCGGGCCAGGCUUUGACUGCGGGGCGGGCAGCACCCGGCCCGCGGUGCGCUUCCCCAGUGUCCCGGUCCCUUUAAAUCGGGCCCGCCCGCUGCUAGGCAACGGCGCGGCCCGCGCUGGCGCUGCAGUGCAGAGGCUCAGCCCGGGCCGGCCCGGUCGGGUCGCGGUGGCCAGCACCGAACAAGGGGCUGCCGCCCGCCGGUGGUGGCCGGCUUCGGGAAAGAGGGGACAGGGCUCUCCAGACCGCACCCACGCUUCCAGGUAUUGGAAGAGGUGCCUGAAGAAAUGGCUGCUAGAAGAAAACACUGGAAGGAGAAUAUGUUUACUCCCUUUUUUAGUGCACAGGAUGUUCUAGAAUGGGCUUCUCAGCCUGAGUCUUCUGAACAAACAACUGUAGAUAAGACCAAGAGAAUAGAAGGAAUUUAUAAUUUGUCCAGUAGAAAGUUUCAAGAAGAAAAUAAAUUUAAGAGGAAAGAAUAUAUUUCCCAACUAAAUGAAACAGAACAAGAACCAAAUUUAAGAGCGAGAAAGGUAAACAUUUCAAAGAAUGAGGGGGACACAAAUUCUGCCUCCUGUGAAUCAUGUAAUGUGGAUGUUGCUACAGAAGAAAGCUGUAACAGCACAGAAGAUCACUCUACCUGGGGUACAAAGAAAUUACUACGACGACAAGACAAAAGGAAGAAAUUUACCAAAGGAAUGUCUCCGAAACUUCGCCUGAAUCUUUUGAAUGAAGAACUGGAAGAACUUAAUAUGAAGUGCAGAAAAAUAGAAGAGGAAUUUGAAAAUGCUGAAAAAGAACUUUUGAACACUAAAAAAGAAGUAUCUACAAAACCCCUAAAUUUUCAAGAACCAGGGAUGGAUACUUCAAAGAAUGACUGGGAACUUCAAGCUUUAAGAAAGGACCUAUCUGAGAAAGCAACAAAUGUAAAAAAUUUAACUGAAGAGCUCCAGCAAGCCAAAGAAGUCAUCCACAAGUUGAAUCUAGAAAACAGAGAUUUGAAAGAAGCUGUUAGGAAGUUAAAGCAUCAAACUGAGGUUGGAAAUACACUCCUAAAAGAAGAAAUGAAAUUGUAUUAUGAAUGUGAAAUGGAAAAGAUCCUCAGAGAGCUCGAUGCCAUCAAGAAUGAACUGAGAGCUGAGAAGACCCUGCAAGCAAGAAAUAACAGAGCCCUGGAAUUGCUUAGAAAACACUUUGCUUCGGUGGUAACAUCUUCAAGUACCCUUGACUGCUUUGCUGGGGUUUUUUUAAAACUCAAAAAAAAAAAAAAAAGCCUUUCCUCAGGCAAGUUAUUGAGCCAAAUCAGUGAUCAUGGUACUUUCUUCGUGCACCACUUAAAAUGA